Messenger RNA from Aureobasidium namibiae CBS 147.97, 1467 nucleotides. RefSeq names its product HlyIII-domain-containing protein. The transcript has a single exon. The record is from RefSeq and is a predicted model, not a curated record. Bases 1 to 1467 code for a protein of 488 amino acids. Gene Ontology annotation, cellular component: membrane. Gene Ontology annotation, molecular function: signaling receptor activity. NCBI's taxonomy places the organism in Eukaryota, Fungi, Ascomycota, Dothideomycetes, Dothideales, Saccotheciaceae.
AUGACUGACUCACACGAGGAGCCCUCAUGCGUUCGCCCUCGCCUUCGCGUUAGGGACGGUCUUAAGAAGCGCCGCCAUUCCUCCUAUGUCCCUCAGUCCUGGUCAGCCGAUACCGACGACGUUCAGUUACUGGUCGACAGGUUCCUCAAAGAACUAGGCCAACGCCUGGAAUUCCUAGACUCCUAUGGCCACCUCAAAUUCGACUCUGGAAUUGAUCGCGCAUACAGCACUCUCCACGCUGUCCACGAGUCUUGUAGUUGUGUGUCGGACGAGGUCAUCGAUGCAGGAAGACGUCGCGCCAAGAUCAUCGUCAACCUGCUGGAUGAGCGAUAUCGGGAUGCAUUGGCAAAGAAAGAGACGCUGGAACACAAAGUCCGCGAGGGCGUUCGCUUGAUGGAGAAGAUUCUGGUUGACUUUGAGACUCGCGCUUAUGCCAUGCGUGAUGCUGGAUUGGGCGCAGUCGCCUCGGAUCUCAUGGACUCUGGCCGAAGGAAGAUGGACGAAGGUAUGCAAGUCGCUACUGAACUUGUGGAUGAGGGUAUCGACAAGGCUCGCCGCGCAAAGGAGGCUGUCAAGGAUGCUGUCAAGGCCAAGAUCGACGAGGCCGUCAAACGCGCAAAAGAGCAAGGCCUCAUUACCUAUCACGACCUGCCGGACCCGUGGAGAAUCAACCCGCAUAUCACUCGUGGCUACCGCUUCUGCGAGACCAAGGUCGACUGUCUGCGCUCCUGUCUGUCUUUCUCCAACGAGACGGUCAACAUCUAUUCUCACUUCCUAGGUCUGCUGGUUGUUCUCUCCAUCGCCUUUUACUUCUACCCUACCUCGGCUCAUUUCUCCAUGUCAACAAAGUCGGACAUCUUCAUUGCUGCUGUCUUCUUCUUUGCUGCCUCAAAGUGUCUAGUCUGCAGUACUGUUUGGCACACCAUGAACUCCAUCUCCAACCAGACUCUGCUGGAGAGAUUUGCUUGCAUCGACUACACUGGAAUCUCUUUGUUGGUCGCCGCGUCCAUCAUGACUACAGAAUACACGGCCUUCUACUGUGAACCUGUCAGUCGUUGGAUCUACAUGUCUUUGACAGCUGCACUGGGUGUCGGAGGCGUCAUCCUGCCCUGGCAUCCAACCUUCAACCGUAACGAUCUCGCAUGGGCCCGCGUCGCCUUCUAUGUGACUCUUGCCGGUACUGGUGGCUUACCUGUGAUUCAGCUUGUCUACACUCGCGGUGCGAGCUGGGCAGCGUACUUCUACGCUCCCAUCUUCAAGAGCUUGUUUGUCUACUUCACUGGCGCACUGCUCUACGCUGCCAAGAUUCCCGAGCGCUUCGCUCCAGGCUUCUUCGACUACUUUGGUGGCAGCCACAACAUUUGGCAUUUCGCUGUGCUGGGCGGUAUCUUAUUCCACUACAGCGCUAUGCAAAGCUUCUUUGCAGACGCUUUCCGUCGCGCAGAGAAUCAGUGCACCAUUUACUAG